UGGUAUCGCUUGACCUAGAAGUAUAGUACUAGGAUCCGUGGGUUUGCAGAUUUGUAAAUUGUUCACGAAGAAGUAUUCACAAUGUAAAUUAUGAUCCAAAAUCCAAGUAAGUAGUCUGAGCAUGGACCCCCGGCGUAGUGCCCAGGAUGUGUUACGUUGUGAUCUCUGUGAGACCCCGAUCCCCCCUACAGAGUGUAUGUACUGUGACAUUUGUGACAACUAUCUGUGUAGUCCAUGUGUGGGGAAACAUCUCUCAGACGAAUCCACAGAACACAAAAUGGUGCCAUUUGAAAAACGGGGAUCAACCACGAAAUGUCAAAAACAUUCCUCAAAAAUAUGUGAACUUUACUGUGAACAAUGCAACAUUCCUAUCUGUGUAAAGUGUGCUUCUUCUAAAGAACACAUAGGUCAUGAAUUUGCUGACAUGGUGGAAACAGAAAACCAAAAAGAAAUCAUACUCAAUGAUUUAAAAGAACUAGAAAAAUCAAUCUAUCCUAAAUAUCAGGAGAUUGCAUCUAACAUCCCGGUUCAGAAAGCUGAUCUUAAUGAAAACUCCAAAAAACUGACAAAAGCCAUUGACAAACAUGGAGAAGACUUGCACAGAGAAAUAGACAACAUAAUCAAGAAACUAAAAUCAGAUUUUGGUGAAAUGGACUCAAAAUAUCUGACUGUACUAAAUAAACAGGAAAAUGAAAUCACCCGCACUAUUUUUGAAAUCAAACAGAGCAUUGCUGAUCUGAAGAAGUUACUAAACUCAAAUGAUGUCAGUCACAUCUCUGACUAUAAAUCCAGGAAUGCUGAAUUUAGAAGAUUGCCUCCUAAAAUCACAGCUACCUUACCAAAAUUUACCCCUGAGAAAAUAAACAAAGAACAGCUUUAUCAACAGUUUGGUUCUCUGUCAGCGGCAUCUAUCAAAACAGAAGAACAUGGCUACACAAUGGCUUCUCCUGAUGCUGAGUCCUCUCCCCCAGACAGACCGCUCAUUGAUGUACCAUGGAUCAUCACAGAGAUAAACACAGAGUUUGGCCUUUCUAAUCUAUUACGCUGUGUGUCAUGUCAGAGUGAUGACAGCAUUUGGACAUGUGGUAAUGACAAGACAAUGAGACUCUACAAUCUGCAGGGUGAACUAGUGAGGUCAGUCCAAACCAAGUCAGGGAACAGGCCAGAGGACAUAGCAGUGACAAGGAGUGGGGAUCUAAUUUAUACAGAUAAAGAAAAUAGAACUGUAAACAUAAUAAAGAACACAGAGAUAGAGACAGUGAUCAGACUUCGGGGGUGGAAACUUCUUAGUUUCUGUUGUACCUUUUCUGGUGACAUCCUGGUUGUCGUAAACAGUGAUAAUGAUGAACAAACAAAAGUUGUACGUUACUUUGGCUCCAUGGAGAAACAAAGUAUUCAAUACAAUAACAAAAAACAACCUCUUUUUUCAACAAGUGUCCCUAAGGUCAUCUGUGAAAACAGAAACCUAGAUAUCUGUGUGUCAGACUAUUGGGCCCGUGCAAUAGUGGUGGUCAACCAGGACGGGAAACUCCGGUUUACCUACACUGGUAAUAUCUCUAGUGCUGCCUUGGGGUGUCCACAUGGCAUCACUACAGACAGCCAAAGUCGGAUCCUAAUAGCAGACAUUAACAACUACAUCCACAUCCUGGAUCAGGACGGACAGUUCCUUCGCUACAUUGACAACUGUCAAGUACAGGCUCCAUGGUGUUUAUGUGUGGACACCAGGGACAACCUCUUUGUGGCCGAGUUUUACUCGUGUAAAGUGAAAAAAAUUCAAUAUAACAAAUAAAAAAUGUGUUAAAACCAAUAUAUUUGCUGUGGCAGUGAUUAUAACUGUGAUAAUAAAAUGAGCCUUUGUAACAUAUAUUCUUGUAUUACAGAUGUAAACAAACUGAGUGUAUAUUGAUAUAACUUGUGUAAACAGACGGAUUGUUUUGUGUACAUGUGAUAAGUGAAAGCGGAAUGUUUUAUUCAUUGAAUGUAUUUCAUUCAUUUACUAAGUACAUGUAUACAU
Messenger RNA from Magallana angulata, 2014 nucleotides. RefSeq lists its product as uncharacterized. Gene Ontology annotation, biological process: protein polyubiquitination; proteasome-mediated ubiquitin-dependent protein catabolic process. Lineage: Eukaryota; Metazoa; Mollusca; Bivalvia; Ostreida; Ostreidae. Gene Ontology annotation, molecular function: zinc ion binding; ubiquitin protein ligase activity. The coding region runs from base 122 to 1789 and encodes 555 amino acids. The transcript is spliced from 2 exons. The record is from RefSeq and is a predicted model, not a curated record.